Papilio xuthus (Asian swallowtail) is the source of this 3224-nucleotide messenger RNA. RefSeq lists its product as uncharacterized. Lineage: Eukaryota; Metazoa; Arthropoda; Insecta; Lepidoptera; Papilionidae. The record is from RefSeq and is a predicted model, not a curated record. Bases 243 to 3209 code for a protein of 988 amino acids. The transcript has 3 exons.
UUUGACACAAAGUCAAAAUGCUGUAUAACAUUUUAAGAUAAAUUCACAGUCAAGCCAAAAUGUAACUUGUACACAAAAAUCAAAACAAGAUGACAUCGAACAUGCCUGGCAAGAUGUUCUUAACCAACUUUCUGUUCUGGUAGAUAUCAUUGUGUUACAAAUUACAUCACCACAGACAUGAAAACCGUUACAAGAAGCUGAAGAUUUGGAGAAGCAGGACGCGUCCUUGGGACCUAUACCUGAUGGAAUUUAACUAUUUAGAAAACAUAAGAAAACUAAGGGAAAAGAUUGCACCGUUCAAACGCCAGUUAUGCAAUGAAUCCCGCUGUCCAAAGAUCAGAAAACGUUGGGAAGAACAUCAGCACAAAUGUCACACGGUGAAAUUUAAGAAACUGACGCUGGAGAAUAAGGACCCUAAGCCGUGCAUCAAAAUCACAAAAUUGAAAACUGCAGAUCAACUUGUACAAACAAGUAUCGAUAUGAAAUGCCACGUAGCAACUAACUGUAACAUUUUUCAUGAUGAUAAACAAGCGAUGGCAAAGAUUGCGAGUGAAGUUAUGAACGCUGAAAAUGUUGGUGAAUUUCUGGCGCGUAAUCAGUCCUGCAACACGACGGUAUCCUUUAAAAAUUUCUACAAGGAACGUUUGCAGUAUGAAGUAUUACAAUGGCUGCGCGAGGUGCCUAUCGAAUCCGAAUUUAAUUCGACCGCUAAAAUUGUUACAGAAAAAAUUGUUAAUAAUUUAAUAGAGAAAAUAGACAAGCUGUCUGUUGAAGCUGAUGAAGAUUGGUACGAAGUGAAACUCAAGCGAGAGAUAGAUCAUUGUCUUAACUCUUUACCCAUGUCAUAUCAUAGCACUAAAUGUGCUAAGAUAAGAUAUAUAUUAACAGAAAGCCUUAUUACAAGGAUCAUGGUACUUAAUAGUAAAUAUCUCUAUGAAUCCCCUACAACCUUCCAAGAUGAUCUCGAUGUAAACCAUUAUGCAAGUAAUAAAGACAUAUUCCAAGUACCUAUAGUAAGCAUGUUUGAAAAUGAAAUAUACACUUGGUUGCAGUCAAAGAAUUUGAAAGGCGAAGAAGGGACAACGUUGAAUUUGAAAUAUAUUACAAAGACGCUUUUAAAUCGACUCUUACCAUGUUUAAUGGAUAAAGGAACAAAGAAGAGCAAGUAUUUGAUAAAGGGUGGAAUCGUAGAAGUUUUAGACACGUUACCGUUGACUAUGGCGUUAUUUAAAAACCGAAUAUUCCUUAAUGGUCUCGCAAUGGAGUUGACAAAUAUACUUAUGAAUGCACAAAACAAUUUUGAACAGCUUACAAUUUAUAACAACGCAUAUUUAGGUUUCAGUAAAACUUUAAGUUGCUUAAAUCCCGAGCAUUGUAUGAUUAAUCCAUUAAGACGCGAAUCUGUAGGCAAACAGGUCACACUAAGAAUGUCGAAUACCAGCAAAGUUCGUGCAGUUGGUAAAUCAAGUAGCAAUGGCAUAUAUCAGUCAAAAACAAAUAUAAAUAAGCCGUAUAGAGAAAGUCAUUUCGUUGCUAUGGAACUAAACAUGAGGUCUUUUUCUCAAAUAGAAAGAACAGUCACGAAAGAUCCUACUUUAUCGCGUAUGACACUUAAAAUUCUAAGAGACGUCAAAUCAAGGAAUUCAAUUGUGAGACUGAAGGAUUUUAAGAAAAAUUGCGUACCAAGUCUACUAUCAAUUUCUUUAAGUUCAGUUGAUGAAAAAGAUUACAACUCAUCUUGUUGUUCUUAUUUUGAUAAAAAUCAUAUUAAAUUUCGAACUAGAAACAAAAUAUACGGGCCUAACAUUAGCAUAGAAGAAACUGUUAAUGUUAAAAAGGUAUCAUCUCUAAUUAGGGCCUGGAUUGAAAAGUUACCCAAAAAUUAUGGCAAAUUAAAGAAUCGAAGCGUCAUGGAGGCUAUAAGUGGUGACUUCGCACUGGAAAUAACCAAUCAUAUGUCUGUUCCGUCAAUUGUAGGAAAUAAUUGUGAUAAAGAAACUUAUUUAGGAGAUAUAAUAUCAAAAUGGCUAUCACUACUUGGUUUUGUUAAAACUUCAGAUGAAGCUAUAACAUACAAAAAUGAACUACUAAGUGAAUUGCAAAAUGUUCUGUUAGAAAAACCACGCGAAGUGAACAUCAUACCAGAAGAUGUUGAACCCGACAUGAAUAUGAUUAAUGGAAAAGAAAACAUGGAUAUGUUGAAUGGUGACUUUUUGUCUUACCUAAAUAAACCGUCUACUGAAAUUUGUACGGAUUCAGAUUCCUGUAAGAUGUUAGUCCAUGAUUUUGCUUUUAUAAUUUAUAAUGAAUUAAAUAAUAAACGUUGUAAUAGUAACGUAACAUCCACUUUGAAACGUUGGUUGAAAAAUAUUGUUGAAUCCGAACAAAAUAUUUGCCUACAAUCAUUGUCAAAAGAUUUCAAAAAUGAAAUCAUAAAUUAUUCACCGAGUAACCAAGAUGAUAAAGUGUCGAAUGUUGAGGGAAGUAAUAAUGCAGUUUUUGAAAAUGUCAUGAAGCAGUGCUUAAUGAAUUUUUUUAGCGAACCCAAUUUGAACAAACGUAUAGCUGAGGAUGUGUUUUGGAAUAUUCUUAGCAACGUCUUGGAAAACGUUUACACACAGUAUUCCAAAAUGGAAAAUCAUCAAGUUGAGAAUGAAGAUACGCCGUACGAAAAGUUAAAGACGGAAUUAGAUUAUAUAAUUUUAAUAUCAGAUUGGUUCAAUAAAUUGCCGAAAAAUUCAGUUUUACAUCGUCUAAAUAGUAGACAAAGUAGGAUACUUUUGAUUAAUCUAGCGAAAACUAUAGAAAACAGUAUCAAUAAAAGGGAACUAGCAACAAGACUAGACGAAGAUUUUUACUCCGAGAUAAUUUAUAAUCAAUGUAAUCAAUUUGAACCCCUACGUAAUGUGUCUUUGGAUAAAAGUUUAACAAAACCUUUAGUUGAUGCCUUAGUAAAGUAUGAAAUACAAAAGUUAAAAGAUAAACAGAAUCUUUCAACAGAAAAAGACAUGGAUGUAGGAGUGAAACAAAAAGAAAUUAAAAACGGUAUAAAAAAAGAUUCACAGAAGAAAUAUGUAGCCACAAAUGAUAAAAUGUGUAAAGAAUUUUCAGAUAUAGUUCAAAAAGAAAUAAAUAGUAUAUUUAAUUAUUUUUUUAGUAAUUUCAAUACAAUUUCAACUCAUCGUUUAAUAAUCGUAAUUUAUUUCUGAGUUAAACAGAUUCUU